Homalodisca vitripennis (glassy-winged sharpshooter) is the source of this 663-nucleotide messenger RNA. RefSeq lists its product as uncharacterized. The record is from RefSeq and is a predicted model, not a curated record. NCBI's taxonomy places the organism in Eukaryota, Metazoa, Arthropoda, Insecta, Hemiptera, Cicadellidae. The coding region runs from base 1 to 663 and encodes 220 amino acids. The transcript is spliced from 2 exons.
AUGAGGAACAAGUUUGGCGCUGUGAUCCUUGUUCCAAAGCAAGCGCGGCGCCAAAGUAUGAAGAUGGAAUCUACUGGAGGUCAGCAGAAGAAGCAGUUGGAGAGUUUGCUGAUUACCGUUGAGGAGCUUAGAAGUGAAAACAUCAUCCUGCACAAGAAGUUGGCCCAGGCUGAGGAGAGGGCUGACGACGCGGAGCAGUUUUCUCGCCGGAAUACUGUCGAGAUCCACGGCGUACCUUAUAAUAAGGGAGAAGAUGUACUGACAGUGGUGAAGAUGGUCGGCCGCGCACUUGACUACCCAGUGGAGGAUAUGAUGGUGGACGCGUGUCAUCGGCUGAGGGCCAGAGACAGCAGUGACAGACCACCAGGCAUUGUCGUCAAGAUGGUGCGACGGAUCGACGCGGAGGGACUUCUGCAUAAGCGGCGUGUGAAGCGUAAUCUGAACAGCCACGAUCUGGGGAUGACGGACAAGCCUGCCGUGGUCGUGUACGUCAACGAGAGCUUCAGCGCAGGGAGACGUCGACUGCUGAACACCGCGCGCCAAGCCAAGAGGGAAAAAGGGUAUACCUACCUGUGGAUCCGCGGCGGAAAGGUACUCAUGCGGAAAAGUCAAGGCGAUCCUGUGAAGGUGUUAAACUCAAUGGACAACAUCAGUGACCUGUAA